CCCGCGCUGCCGCCCGCCUUACCUUUCGUCCCUGGCCGGGCCUGCGGGAUGUGCAUUUUAAAGAUUAUGUGAAGAUGAAAAGGGAUAUCUUAUGGCUUUAUGAAAUAUAAAGCAAUACUGUCUGACAUGACGGCAAAAAAUGUUGGUGUGACUUCCACAAAUGGAGACUUGAAAGGAUUUAUAGAUCAGAACCAGAGUCCAACAAAAGGUAAUAUUUCAGUAAUCACAUUGCCGGUUUCCAGCACCAACUCUCCGACUAAGAUUUUGCCAAAAACCUUGGGACCAAUCAAUGUGAAUGUUGGACCCCAAAUGAUCAUAAGCACACCACAAAGACUGAGCAGUUCAGGGAGUGUUCUGAUUGGGAGUCCGUAUAACCCAGCUCCAGCAAUGGUCACUCAGACACACAUAACGGAAGCGUCCGGCUGGGUCCCAGGGGAGCGGAAACGGACUCAAGAAAUUAUAGAGUCAGAUUUUUCAGAAAGUAAGAGAAGCAAGAAAGGAGAUAAAAAUGGGAAGGGUCUGAGGCAUUUUUCAAUGAAAGUUUGUGAAAAAGUUCAACGUAAAGGAACAACUUCAUACAAUGAAGUCGCUGAUGAGCUCGUAUCAGAAUUCACAAAUUCUAACAGCCACCUAGCAACUGAUUCACAGGCUUAUGAUCAGAAGAAUAUUAGACGGAGAGUUUACGAUGCCCUCAACGUCCUGAUGGCAAUGAACAUCAUUUCAAAGGAGAAGAAGGAAAUCCGAUGGAUCGGCCUUCCCACAAACUCAGCUCAGGAAUGUCAGAAUCUAGAGACAGAAAAACAGAAGCGGAUUGAAAGGAUAAAACAGAAGCGAGCCCAACUGCAAGAACUGCUACUGCAGCAAAUAGCAUUUAAAAACUUGGUACAAAGAAAUCAGCAAAAUGAACAGCAAAAUCAAGGCCCUCCAUCUUUGACCUCCACAAUACAGCUGCCUUUCUUAAUAGUCAACACUAGCAAAAGAACAGUUAUAGACUGCAGCAUAUCAAGUGAUAAAUUUGAAUACCUCUUUAAUUUCGAUAAUACUUUUGAGAUUCAUGAUGACAGCGAGGUGCUGAAGAGAAUGGGAAUGUCCUUUGGGCUCGAAGCAGGCAAAUGCUCAGCUGAGGACCUAAGAACUGCAAAAUCACUGGUGCCAAAAGCUUUAGAAGGCUACAUCACAGAUAUGUCUGCAGGAUUUUCAUGGAUAAACCAAGGGUUACUUUCAAGUUCAGCACAAGCAGUUUCCCAUUUCGAGGCAGCUGGAGGCACUUAUAAUGCUAAAUCAAGUGAGAAUCCAGGGUUGUGUUUGGAUGCUGAAGUGGCCUUAGCAACUGGGCAGCUGCUUGCCCCUAGCAGUCAGCAGUCCAGCAGUGCAGCGUCCCGGGGGGAGACACCCUGCUCCUUCAACGAGGAAGAUGAAGAGGAUGAAGAUGAGGAUUCUUCCUCCCCAGAAUGAGGACAGUAGAAAAUGGAAUAUACAAAAUGCUGCUCAAAUAUUCUUAAUGGGAGUUCCUGUUUGGAUUUUACUGGUUGCUUGCCUUGGUUUGCACUGUGUUUGGUGAACCAAAAUGGAAGCUUCAAAACAAGUUUAUCCAUAGAUGAAAUUGAAGAAUUGUGUAACUGGACACAGAGUGACAUGCAGAGACAGAGCAAAGUGGGUUUUAUAAACUAUAAAUGAGGAAAAGAACAAAGUCCCUGGAGAUUUGGCAAAGUAAACCUUAAGAUCAUCUUUUCCGUUUUGGGACUCAAGGCUUUGUCUUCCCCUUGUCUUUUUCAGAUGGAGAAGAAAACAGUUCAGUCAGUAAAAGCCAAUUCUUGUGUUGUCUUUUGGCUGUGCUACCUUCAGAAAAAGGGGGAGAGAGCACACACAAAUGUGCUAAAAUCAUUAUUUAAAACUAUCUUGUAUGAAAGUGGUUAUAGGGAAAAGGGGCUGUUAAAAUGUUUGCUUUUUUCUGUUCAACUUGCUGUAUAGAGGAUUCUUAAAGUAAUAUAAAUUGCAAGUGAUUAAAUGAAUCUUGAAAUAGUUUAUAUCCAUUUUAGAUACUCUAAAAGUAACAAGAAACAUUAGUAUAAAAGGUUCAUAUGUUCAUUUAUAUUGCAGGUCUAAUUUAUUAUAAGUGAUUAUUCUUAGCCAUUAUUAAAACAGUCAGGAAAAAAACCAGUAUUCUCUGCACCAGCUUUUUUCAAGGAAAUUAAGUUAAAAAAUUGUAUUUCUAGAUUACAGCGUAUUUAGUGUAGCUUCUCCUUUACUGUUCUAACUUUAUAUAAUCCCUUUGAUGUUAGAGCAUGUCUUGUUUUUUUUAAAAAAGGCCUCCCACCAUGUUAAGGAUCUCAGGCAGUGUGUUUUCGAGGCAGUCUUUUCAAAUUUGGGGUGGGCAGGUCACAUAACUUUUAAAGUCAUUGGCUGAGGUUCUUAGGAAAAAAAAAUUCAACAAUACAUCAUUUCAUGUUUUGCAUUCUGGUCAGCUUGGAUUCUGACAGGCUUUCUUACAGUAACUUCAGUUGCACUCACCUUGAUGCACCUUUGGAAGUUGUAUCAAACCAUGUAAAAUGAUCUGUGGCUCAAGUUACCCAACACAUAUCCCAUGUGAACUGUUAGACUUGCAGCAGGAGGCUGUGUUUUCCAUAGCUAACAUCUCAUCCAAUCAUAAAGACCUUUAAAAAAACCCAAAACCUUGAAUAUCAAUGCAAAAUACACUGUAAAUGUGCUCUUCCCAUGGUGUUCCAAUGCCCAGGACUUUGCCUAGCCUCUAAGUUAACUAUUUUUCAUGAGGUAAAUCUUUCCAGUUUUCCCACUGUGUGUAGGGGCUUGCCCCGUGUCUCAGCUGUCUGCGGCUGUCCUGGCUGUUCCUGCACUGGGGGAUGAGGCAGCUUGUGCUGCUGCUCACCUGAGCAAUGGCAGCAGCUCCCCCUGAUGCUGGCAGCGUCACUCUCACAGCCUGGCCUGUGUCCACAUCAUCUUCUACAGCCAAACCUGCACUCACUCAGGCCAGCAAGAUCCAAAAGCACCGAGCCUGAGCUACAAAGAGAAAAUGAGGCUCCAGCUCAAGAGCUGCCUGGCCGUGUGCAGGAGUUAGCCCAGGGCUGGCUGCUCACAGGACAGGUCAAACUGGGACACGUAGACAAGCACCACCUGUAUGUUGAUUACAAACUGAAGCAUGCAGAGAGAAACUUCUCACAGUUAGUUCAAACUCCUGCAGGUGAGGAGUACCUGAGGGCAGCACCAGUAUGUAGGUAUGACUCUUGACUGAGCUAUCUGUUUUACAGACAUGAAUAACAAAUGCACAAACUAAAAUGCCUGCUGUGGUAUUUGCCCUUGGGGCAAGACUGUUCAGACCAUUCUGUGCUGCUCAUGGCUCACAGGCAACAGCAGACUGAGGGCUUUACAACCCCUCACUUCCACCGAAUCUGUAACACUACCUCCAUACCAGAAAAGCUUUACAGAUACAAAAAAAUACUCUUGCUGAGAGAGUCAGUGCAUUGAGCCAAGCGGCUCACUUUUGAAAGGGGAGGAGAAGGGAAAAGGUACUUCACACAUAUUACUAUGGAAUUGUCAGCUUCAUGAUUGACAUUUCAUUUAAACAGACUAUCACUUUCAUUCUUAAAAAACCCAUUGUUUUUUUAAAACUGCCCUAUCAGUAAGCUUUCAUUGGAAGGGACAGAUCAAAGGUAACUUAUAUAUGCAUGAGCCUAAGGAAUUCUCUAAGAGGGAAAUAUCUUCCAAAGUAGUUAUACCUGCCACUCCCCAACAAUACAUUAGGGACACAUUUAACUUUUACACACACUCCCCACUCAAGAUUGGUGUAAAAAGAAAAAACAGCAAAACACUAAACAGUUCCUAAAGAGCAGCACUUUGAACUAUAAGAACCUGGCAAAAAAAGGCUUCCAGCCCAGAAAUGGAAUGUAUUUUAUUAGCAGUCAGUGGGCUUUCUGCUUUACAGGGGGAAGAUCUCCAGUGACACCUUUCCUCCAUUGAUGUCUGUGCCCUUCAAAGCUGCAGCCUGCAUAGCUGCUUGCUUUCUGGCAAACAUCAAACUAUCAAAUUUAAAAAUAAAACAUAAAAAAUAUGGGUGCACAUAACAUUUAUUUGACAGGUGAACCAAGCCUUCAAAAGUUAUUUUUCCUGGACCAGUUGAAUACAAAGGACAAAACAAGUUAGAACAUUUAGAAGAGACUUCAAAAGUAAAUUCUUUCCUUGGGCUUUUUUGUGCCAAGUAGCAGUUGAGGAUGAAGCUCAAUUGAAGUACUGCAGUCUUGUGGCCACACUAAAGCCUGAGAACUAGGAAAAUUUGGGACUUGAUCCAGCCACAGUCACCUGUGUAUGAUCUCAGGCAAACUUUUCAAUCAUUCCAGGUGAUCUUAGCUGCCAUAUUUAAAAAAGACACAAAAACCACAAAACAAAACAGGCAAAUGCAGCUGCUGCAAUUGUGACUAACAAGGGGGUUCAGAAUAUUAACAAACCACAGAGCUCUCACUGAGCUCAUGGCAGUGCUUCUGCUCAGCUGCUUCAACACUCAGGCCCUCCCUCCUGCUGAGAGCCAGCAAACAUUUUCCACAAUAAAAUGGUCACAACCAAGACUGGUUUUCCCAUUUUCUACUCAGUUCCAUCAUCAUCUCCUAUCUCAUGCAAUACCCCUGACAUUCAUUGACAGAAUUCAAGCAGCAACUGGUACUAGAUAAUACCUCAUAUAAGAAAAAGUUAACACAUUUUCAUGCAAAUUUAAGUGAUGUUUCUGUGUCUUGGAACACUCUCUCUUGGUUACACAUUCAGGAGGCACUUGACGACAAGCAAUAUAAUGCUGUAUGUAAAUGCCUUUAUAGCUAUAGUGCACUAAACAACUUUAUUUCUGGACUAACUUUGUGGUGCUUGAAAAAUAUAAAUUUGAUUUAGAGUAACUUGUCAGCUCCACUAUCUACAUGAAAAACUACAAGCGGGAGACAGCAUUUUUCUAUUAUGUGGAAAUAGAACAUAAUGUUUGUGGAUUUUGGUAUUUAAAAUUGUAUUAUAGUGCACCAGUCUUCUCAUUUCCACACUGGAAUUAAUGGCAAUUAAUCCACUUAAUCUCAGAAAGUGUGUGUAUCUAGCAAAUAAGUUCAACUGAAGGUAUGACUUAAACUAACACCAUAAACCCAGUAAAAGCCCUCCUGUAGGUGUUUCCAUUUUGGUUAAGGGGUUUUAAUUUUUAAACUUGCAAAUACCCCUAAAUCCUUUUGAGUAGCCAGAAAUUGCUGAAGAUACAGAAUUCCCACAGAAGGGCUUCUGCUGAUCAACUAUGUCAGCCUGAAGUAACACUAGGUAAAAAGGCCUAAUAACCAAAUUUUAAUCCUUUUGUUUUUUUAAAGAAAAAUGAGGCCUUCAAGUUCAUCUUCAUACAUGAAAUGAUGCUUGAAUUUAGAAUUCCACAGUUAAGGUUUAAAAUUUCAAGUGCUCUUUCUUUGACCAAAUCCACCAUUUUAAUUCAAGAGUAUGGCUGAAACUUAACCACAUUUGAACUCUGGGGAAAACUCCUUUUUGUAGUUAACUGGCCCUUUUCAGCUGAAAAUAAUCUAGGCAGUUGAUUGUAAAGACUUUCCUUUUAGUGAGUUAAAGAUGUUUGGGGUUUGGAUUCAUUUAAAAUCAAAGCCAGUACCACAGGGUAUGGUGUAGAGAAAACAAACCAAAACAAGCUAUCUUCUGCCUGACCCACCUCAUUUAUAUCUUUUCAUUCCAGGAAUCUCUCAGGAACAUCAUUAUAGUAAAUAACCAGAUGUAAUGAGCUGGGGAAAAACUAUGUGUGCUUUUUUAAUUUGUGAUUUAAAAAAUUCUAGUAAUAGCCAUACUUUGAGGUGACAUCCUUCUGCUGCAUUUGGGUCACUCUGAGGCUGAAGGUGUCUCAGGUGCCUCUUGCAGCAUUAGUGAUGAACAGGGGAGGGAGAAGCCAAGGACCUGUUUAUGGAGGUUUGUUGUUUAAAAUGUGCCACUUCUUGAUUUCUAGCCUCUGACUGCAAGCAAUGCACCAAUGAAUCAUUUGUGAUGUAGACAUCACACACCUACCAUGGCACAUUAAAAGCUCUAAAUACUUAAUUUUCUGCUGGCAGGUGUUCACACAACCCAAUCCUGACAACCUAACACUUCAUGAAACUCAUUCCUUAGACUUAACAAAGUUCCCAAAUCAGAUUAUCUCUUUCCUGUUUAACUGUUAGAAUUUUUUCUGGUAUUUUUAAGAGGCUGUGAGUAACUCUUCUCUCCCCAAUCCAGGUAUAUUGCCAAAAACUACCCAUAACCAAUGUUACUCCCAUUUGUUCAUUCCAUCUGCAGAGGAUUAUUGUCCUUGCAAGUCACUGCCAAGCUGCAUGUGCAAGAGCCCCCCCAGCUCCUUCAGUCUGAGUGCCUGAGGGGGCAUCUAUGGAUCAUGUACAUGGAUCCAUGUACAGUCACUGUCCACCUUUAAUACAACUACCUUGUCUGCCCACCCAGAGAUCAGACAAAACCAAAAUGUUUUCUUUUCUGCUUCCAUAUUUUUGACAGUACCAAAGAAUCCAACAUUUAGGAUAUCCAUCUAAGCUGCAGGACACCAAAAUUCCUUGCUCAAAAUUGGUCAGAAGUAACAUCUGAGAUCUAACUAUCCAAAUCCCAAGGGAAAGCCUCAUACUUAGGACCAAUAUGGAGUAAAUACUUUUGCAUUUAUCUAAGAAGAAAAGCAGUCUGAAUCAGGUCAGUAUCUGCAACAGAGCCAUGAUAAUUCCAAGCAGAUACAGAAACCUCCCAGCAGCCCAAACUUGCAUCUCUUCUUAGUCUUCUGUAUUGGCUAGAAAAGUGCAAUCACUUAAAUCUGAUGUCUCUAAAUGCCAUUCUUAAGUACUCAACAUUCUCCAGGCAUAAGUACUUUAAAUAUAUGGACAGCAUGGGAUAGCAGGAUACAGCAAUGUCAAAUUUAAACCCAGUUGUAGAUGCAAAUCAAACUUAUCUAUGCAGAAACUUUCCAAGACAAAUUGAGUCUUCACUGAUGAGUUGGUUUUUGCCCGUUCUCCUCUCCAGACUGAGUGAAACACUUGUCCCUCACACUGCCUGGUUCCUGUGCUGCCCGCCCACAUGAGCCAGGCAGCCAGAGAGGGAAGAACAUCACAUAUCCACAGCCCUUCCUGCUGACAUUUCCAGGUCACAUACAACUAUUCUGAAUGGCCACAAAAGUUAAAAUUAUCAGAAAAGGUUAAGUCCACAAAACCAGUCUCCAGGCUUUCUGAUGGGUUUGUUAAAUUGCUAUUAUAUCUUCAACAAUUAGUAGAUUUGGUCGUACUAAUGCAGGGAUUAAGUGGAUCUCCCAGAAUUUCCCCAGGAAAAUACCAGCUGAAUCACAACCCAUCAAACAAGUCUCUAAAACAUUCCCUUGUCCUAAAGGCCAUGCUGUAUACAUGAGAAAUACAUCAAAGCAUAUGCAAAUGUUAUGACACUGUAUCUCACAAGCACCUACUAUAAAAAAAGGAAUCCUACUUAGAACAAAUCUGUAAGAAGUAGGAUGCGAGCCUGUCCUCAUUCCUCAGGCCCUGACUGCAAACCAUGCCCUGGGACCAAGGCACAAGCUUUGUGUUUGCAUAUCCUACUCAGCAUCAGGAGAAACUGGCCAGCAAGCACAGGCAGAGUUUUGAACCAGGACUUGUUUGCUGGCACCUGGGGGAUGAUCUGGCAGUGGAUGAGUCCUUGGCAAGGAGGACUGAUGCUGAAUUCUGAAUGCUGGUGUGCCAUCAGCCCAUGUUCUGAAGGUGCUACAACAUGCAGCAAGGGGUAGAAAAAGCAGGUCUGGCCCUCCUCCCCCCCUUACAGUAGCACUUUUUAAUAUCCACUAUAUUCUACAUGGAAGUAGUUGUACAGACACUUCCUUUUUAUAUUUAAAAUGCAGAAACCACUUGAAAGUCAAUUAACUUUUAAACUUUUUUUUUUUUAAGAACAAGGCCAGUCAUGGACAAAGCUAUUUAAUGACCUCCAAUGCUGAACUCAAAGCAGGGUUUUGUAAACAUGGUGGGUGGGAAGAGACAAAUCCAAUUACAAGCAUGCUAAUUAUAUGGGAUUUGAAGUUUUAAUCAUUUUUUUAAUCUACUCAUCUUACUCUCCCAAGAUGUGUAUUGGCACAAAGGGUCACACAAACACUUUGGUGGAAAUUUUUCUCCCUUGUGCUAAACUCUUGUAUCUUCAGGAAAGCCCAAGUUUCCCAUUCAUCUUCAUUUGCUGCAUUUUUUGAAUUCUCCACACAUUUCUUUCUUUCCAAAUACCUAUAAAUUAUAAACUAAAGUUUUAUUUUUGCAGAAAAUCUGCUAUUAAGCUGUGCUGAUUUUUUGUCCUGAACAAAUAGUGUUAAUUUCCACUACCACAUUGUACGUGGCUAGGAGUAGUGUAAAAAGAAUGUGGUAGUAUUUUAUGUGCUUUAAACACUGACAAAGAUAUAAAGAAAAGUGCACAUACAAAGUUUUACUUUCCUAAUAGGAACACUGGCAUUAGCAAAUAGUAUAUUUGAACCAAUAGGAAAUAUUACUUUGUAGUAAACACUUUGUAAAUAAAUACUUGUUAUUUUUUUAAUGGAAAUUUUAUAGAAGCUUUUUUCUGUAUUCUCAAUUGAUCCCAUGUUUACUGAAAAUGCUGCAAGUGGGAAUUGUACAUUGUAAAUGGGGGUGGUGAGCAGACAGUCUGGCUGAGGUGAAAGCUGUGUAUGCUUUGGAGAAGAACAACCAGUUUUCUGUGAACUGAAAUGUAAACCUUAACUGUAGAAGAACUGAAUAAAAGAAUUUCAAGGCAA
Pyrgilauda ruficollis (rufous-necked snowfinch) is the source of this 8767-nucleotide messenger RNA. RefSeq names its product transcription factor Dp-2 (gene TFDP2). Gene Ontology annotation, molecular function: RNA polymerase II transcription regulatory region sequence-specific DNA binding; DNA-binding transcription factor activity, RNA polymerase II-specific. Gene Ontology annotation, biological process: regulation of transcription by RNA polymerase II; regulation of cell cycle. Lineage: Eukaryota; Metazoa; Chordata; Aves; Passeriformes; Passeridae. The transcript is spliced from 13 exons. The coding region runs from base 100 to 1455 and encodes 451 amino acids. Gene Ontology annotation, cellular component: nucleus; transcription regulator complex. The record is from RefSeq and is a predicted model, not a curated record.